Messenger RNA from Seminavis robusta, 855 nucleotides. Lineage: Eukaryota; Bacillariophyta; Bacillariophyceae; Naviculales; Naviculaceae. The record is from the annotation of a GenBank genome assembly.
AUGGCGGCCCUGGUCCAAGAGAGCUUGCCUGCUGACCUAAGCACUAACAUCAACAACAGGAACCAUGAAGAAGAAUCAGAGGAUGCUUUUCCUGAUUCUGGUAAUUCCAGUCGCCCUCUCUUUGAUCUCUCUCUGAUCCAAGGUAAUACACGGUCCAGCCGAAAUGGAGGACCAGCGUCCGUGGCGACCACGGCCGACUUGGCGUCGGAAGUUGGUAGCGUCAUGAUGAAUGCCAAAGAGGCGUUUAUGAAAUCGUUCACGUUUCGUCUCCAAGAAGACGCAACCAUCGAUUCCAUCAACUGGGGAUUCGGAAUCACAUUGGGUCCUCCCAAGACUACCAAGAAAGGAUUUCUUCGCAACAAUAGUCGCAUCCCCAUUACUUCUAUUGACGAAAAUUCCAUCUUUGCUCUGUCUCGGAUUCGCGAAGGCGACUACCUAAAGUCCAUUAAUGGUCGUCAAAUUGGACCUUCCUUCACACCAGAACGUGCGCUUUCCAAAAUGAAGGAGAGUUUGGAAAAGGAUGGAUACCUCUGUGUCGCAACCAAGAAUCGAGAAGAAGGAUCCGACGAUAUCCUCGUACACGCUACAGUUAUCAAACCAUCGCCAGACAUGACACUGGAAGAUCUUGGCAUGACAGUUUGGGUGUGGGGAUAUCUCUGCAUCAAGAGCUUCAAGAGCAAAUCCAUAUUCAAGACAACGGCACUCAAAGAGGCGGACAACAUUGUAUCAGUCAACGAAAUCGUUUGUCAAAAUGUGGAUCCCGAGGGCUUUGCCAGCAUUAUUCGACAACUGCCAAGGGAAAUCACCAUUACCGUAUUGAGACGAAAACAGAGGUCCAGCGGAAACUUUAGUUAG